Thrips palmi is the source of this 1253-nucleotide messenger RNA. RefSeq lists its product as uncharacterized. NCBI's taxonomy places the organism in Eukaryota, Metazoa, Arthropoda, Insecta, Thysanoptera, Thripidae. The coding region runs from base 1 to 330 and encodes 109 amino acids. The transcript has a single exon. The record is from RefSeq and is a predicted model, not a curated record.
AUGCAGACGCUGGGCGACGCCAGCCUCCGCGCGCGCACGCCGUUCGGCGGCAGGAUGGUGGACAGCUACGGGCACCGCGGCCGCAAGCCCAGCGGCCCUGGCGGCGCGGGCACGGCCAACCGCAACCCGCUGUCGCAGGGCUUCUACGUCGGCGAGGUGCACUACAGCGCGCCGCGCAAGCGCACCCGCACCCUGUACCAGCGCCGCGUCGCGCCCGCCGCCGACAACGGCCCCGCCAGCGCGGACGACGCCGGGGACACGGGGACGCCGACGGCCCAGCAGCAGGCCGCCGACAAGUCCGCGUGGAGCAACCAGAGCAUCAUGUGGUGAAGGAGGAGAUGAGAGGGCGCGCUCAAAAGGCACUUCUCUGGAGCCGGGAGCCCCUGCAGCGCAGGCCGUCCCGUCGAGCGCGCGUGCACGGCGCAUUGCCUACCCCGGCGCCGGCAGGCGCUCACCUCACGCCACUCGGGCCGUAUUGAGGACCGCUCUUCGAUUCGAGUGUUUUGCCUUUGAGGACGCUGUGACUUGCGCUGUGACGCUCUCGUUCGUAUGUAGUGCACUCGAACAGGUGAUCGGCCCACUGCCUUCGAACUUGGAGCGCACCCCAGGACGCCUUUCCACCACGGCCUCGCACUGUAAGGGGCGCGCCGUGAGUGCGAGAGAGACGGAGAAGCGGCCCGCUGGAUUGCGCGUGAUGGCCCGUAAUGGUGGCAGAGACGGCGGCUUGGAAACGAGGCUGCAGGCCGAGUCCGAACGGCGUCCUCGUCGCUCCGUCUCGCUCGCACUCGCGGGGCGUCCCGCACGGUGCCUCACGGGUGCGAGAGAGACAGAGCGACGCGGCGCCGAGCCGCUCCGCCGCACGCGUGUCGCAAGGCGGCGCUGCGCCUGCGCCGUGGUUGCGAGAAAGCAAAAGCACCUGCCGCAAAAGCAGUCGGUCUAGGCGGCGAUCGCUAGUCGACUUGUACAAACACUCUGACUGUGCCAUCGCAUUUCAGAUACUCCAGUGGCAUUUCGGGAGGUCCGUUCCCACAGCUUGACCAAAGCGUCGGUUUUAAAAUGUGCCGGAAGCAACACACUGCCGUCGUCAACUAAUUGGCAACUCGUUUGUUUUUUGAUCUCCAUUUAUUAAGAAAAGGAAAGCACAUUUGUAUAUCUAAGUCUAGACUAGUCGCAUAGUAUCUAAUUUACAAGUAUGUAUCAUAAAAGGCGCAGUGAAAAUUACAAUAGUAAUAAUAAAGAGGGAGAAAAAAAAA